Daucus carota subsp. sativus is the source of this 2066-nucleotide messenger RNA. Its product is annotated as cytochrome P450 86A8. The record is from RefSeq and is a predicted model, not a curated record. Gene Ontology annotation, molecular function: oxidoreductase activity, acting on paired donors, with incorporation or reduction of molecular oxygen; iron ion binding; heme binding. Lineage: Eukaryota; Viridiplantae; Streptophyta; Magnoliopsida; Apiales; Apiaceae. Bases 144 to 1766 code for a protein of 540 amino acids. The transcript has a single exon.
UUCUUACCUAUAAAUAUUAUCUACUUUCUUUCUCUUUUAUCUCAAUCUCAAGCUCCAACUCCAUUUCACCUCUCCAUACACAAUCCUCUCUAUACAAAUUUAUCUCAUACACAUUGUGUUUUUAUUCAUAAUUUUCGAAAAAUAUGGAUACUUCUGUGGUUUUGUUGUUGGUCAGUUGUGUUACGGUGUAUUUGAUAUGGUUCACUUUCUUCUCGAGGGCGCUCAAGGGUCCGAGAGUGUGGCCUGUGGUGGGGAGCUUGCCGGGAUUGAUCGAGAAUUGCAACAAAUUGCAUGACUGGAUUGCGGAGAAUCUCAGCGCGUGCGGUGGUACGUACCAGACAUGCAUAUGUGCGAUACCAUUUUUGGCUAGGAAGCAGGGCCUCGUGACGGUAACGUGUGAUCCGAAAAAUUUAGAGCACAUUUUGAAGACGAGAUUCGAAAAUUACCCCAAGGGGCCGACUUGGCAAGCGGUAUUUCAUGAUUUACUUGGCAAGGGGAUUUUUAAUUCGGAUGGGGAGACGUGGCUUUUUCAGAGAAAAACGGCUGCGCUUGAAUUUACGACCAGGACGUUGCGACAAGCCAUGGCUCGGUGGGUGAAUCAAGCCAUUAAGCUGAGGUUUUGUCCGAUUUUGAAAACGGCUCAGCUGGAGGAUAAGCCGGUUGAUUUGCAAGAUCUGUUGCUUCGGCUCACUUUUGAUAACAUAUGCGGCUUGGCCUUUGGGAAGGACCCGCAGACGCUGGCGCCUGGCUUGCCUGAUAACAGCUUUGCCUCGGCUUUUGAUCGAGCCACGGAGGCUUCAUUGCAGAGGAUGAUUUUUCCGAAAAUUAUUUGGAAGUUGAAGAAAUGGCUCCGACUCGGCUUGGAGGUCAGCUUGAGCCGGAGCCUUACACACGUGGACAAGUACUUGUCUGAGGUCAUCGAUACACGUAAGCUCGAAUUGCUGAAUCAGAAGGCAGGGGAUUGUAACAAGUAUGAUGACUUGUUGUCAAGGUUCAUGAAGAAAAAAGAAUCCUACUCGGACAAGUUUUUGCAACACGUGGCACUCAACUUCAUCCUCGCUGGACGCGACACGUCAUCCGUCGCGAUGUGCUGGUUCUUUUGGCUGAUCAUCAACAAUCCAUCCGUGGAAGAAAAAGUUGUGCGCGAAAUCUGCACCGUGCUGGUCGAGACACGUGGCGAUGACGUGUCCAAGUGGCUCAGCGAACCGCUCGACUACGAGGAAGUCGAUCGUUUGGUGUACCUCAAAGCCGCAUUGUCCGAAACACUCCGAUUGUAUCCUUCGGUGCCAGAGGACUCUAAACAUGUCGUGGCAGACGACAUUUUACCCGAUGGAACGUUCGUUCCAUCAGGCUCAUCCAUAACAUACUCAAUAUAUUCCGCUGGAAGAAUGAAGAGUACAUGGGGCGAAGAUGUCAUGGAAUUCAAACCCGAGAGGUGGCUGACCCCGGACGGCAAGACCUUCGCAAUGCACGACAUGUACAAGUUCGUGUCGUUCAAUGCAGGUCCGAGAAUCUGUCUCGGAAAAGAUUUGGCUUAUUUACAAAUGAAGUCGAUCGUAGCAGCCGUGCUGCUACGACACAAGCUCACUAUAGUCCCCGAUCAUAAAAUCGAGCAGAAAAUGUCGCUCACGUUAUUCAUGAAACACGGGUUCAAGGUUAAUGUGCAUCAAAGGGACUUGAAACAAGUUGUGAGUGGCAUCAAACAAGCGAGUCUAGGUGGUGGUGGUGGUGGGGAAGUAAGUGAGCCGGUUGAGGUGGUUGGAUAAAUUAAUUGGAGGCAUAAAUACUCAUAUUUAUGUGGCAGUAAAAAGGGACGUGGGGCAUCAAUAACAAAAAGCUGUGACGGUGGUAAAUGAUGCGUUUCAUAAGAGUGACUCAUUUGAAUUUACAGAAUUGAAGUGUUUGGUACCUUUUUUGCUUCUUGUAUGUAGGUACAUUUGAUUGAUUGUGACCAGAACUGAAUAGAGACUAUGAGGGUUCUUGAUUACUUUGUGAAGCUAGGAAACUCCUUUCCAUCUGUUACUUACAUUAUUGAUUUGUUUAUAUAUGUUUUUUUCGUUUUAAUA